Molecule: messenger RNA, 576 nt
Organism: Salvia splendens (bonfire salvia)
Lineage: Eukaryota; Viridiplantae; Streptophyta; Magnoliopsida; Lamiales; Lamiaceae
Exons: 1
Coding region: 1-576 (191 amino acids)
Molecular function (GO): RNA-DNA hybrid ribonuclease activity; nucleic acid binding
Source: RefSeq, a predicted model, not a curated record
AUGUUUAACACAUAUACUUGGAGGGAAAACCCACGACAACAAAUCAGACAAGUGAGAUGGAAUCCUCCAGACGCGGGCUGGAUUAAGAUCAACUCGGCUGGAAUAUGGAAAGAUUCAGAGGCGGAGGCCGGAGGCGUCAUCAAAAGUGCAUAUGGCAGUCUACUAAAUGGGUACAUGAUGAAGAUUGCUGCUAACGCGAUCAUUGAUGCUGAGCUGCAAGCUCUCUCAAUUGGACUUGACAUUGUAAAGGACCAAGGAAGACCAACCUGGAUUGAGCUGGGUACAAAGCAGGUAGUCUCGUUGCUAAGUUUGAAAAGGUUUGGGGCAGCCAACCUGCGUCGCCGAGUAACUGAUAUCCGCAACAAGAUUAGGCAAAUGGAAGUGAAAUUCUCGCAUAUCCCGACUCAAGGCAACAAGGUUGCGGUGGUGCUAGCGCAGCAAGGCAGUAAAAGGGAGAAUGGGAGUACAUUCGGACAAACUUCUGCUCCAGCAAUAGUGACCGCCCUGAUCAGAAUGGACCAACUAGGAUAUCCGAGCUUCUGGGUCCGAGAGCAUAAUUAUGAACAACAUGGGUAG